Erythranthe guttata (spotted monkey flower) is the source of this 1234-nucleotide messenger RNA. RefSeq names its product myb-related protein 330. NCBI's taxonomy places the organism in Eukaryota, Viridiplantae, Streptophyta, Magnoliopsida, Lamiales, Phrymaceae. The record is from RefSeq and is a predicted model, not a curated record.
CCAAACCCCCAUGUAUAUAUAUCAUCUUUUUUCCAUUUCUCAUAUGUAAAAAAGUUUUAAUUAUAAUCCCCCACUUUCUCUCUCUACCUUCCACCGCUCUCUCUCUCUCUCUCUCUCUCUCUCUCUAACAUCAUUUACAGGAAGGGAAAAAGAUUGGAUUUUUAGGUCAUGGGGCGGUCCCCUUGCUGUGAAAAAGCACACACAAACAAAGGUGCUUGGACUAAAGAAGAAGACCAGCGUCUCAUCAAUUACAUACGCUCCCAUGGUGAGGGCUGCUGGCGUUCCCUCCCCAAAGCAGCAGGAUUGCUUAGAUGCGGCAAGAGCUGCAGAUUGAGGUGGAUUAAUUACUUGAGACCUGACCUCAAGAGAGGCAAUUUCACUGAUGAAGAAGAUGACAUCAUCAUCAAACUCCAUAGCUUGCUUGGAAAUAAAUGGUCUUUGAUAGCUGGAAGAUUGCCUGGAAGAACAGACAAUGAGAUCAAGAAUUACUGGAACACACAUAUUAAACGUAAGCUUAUUAGCCGUGGUAUUGACCCACACACCCACCGUUCAGUCAACGCCGCCGCCACCGCCGCCGCCGGAACUACUAAUAUCGCCGCCACUACUUGCCUAGACUUCAGACAUUCCGUUACUCCACCAUCGACGAACGAUCCCGACACCAAGAAUAUUCUCUGCACCCCCACAACAGAUAACUCGUCAUCAAUUGAUAACACCAAAUGCAGCAGCAGCACAACGGAGGAGUCCCAACCACCGGCGCCUCUGCCUCCGCCGCCGCCGGCGGCGGCGGCGGAGGGUAGCACCGGCCUUGCACUAGACUUGGAGUUGUCUAUAGGCUUGCCUUCUCAGUCCAAGUACACAAGAAGUGGUUCUUUCAACUUUUCGUGGGCUGAGUCAAAGUCUUUUAACGACUUCUUGAGGCCGGCGGCGGCGGCGAUUGUGGCGGAGGCACCGCCCACGGCGGUGAAAUUGGUGGCGCGUGCCAUGUGCUUGUGCCGGCAGAUGGGUCUUCAGAAGGGCCAGUUAUGUAGCAAUUGUCAAUCUUAUAAUGGUGUAUACAGAUAUUGCUGAUUAUGACUUUUAUUUGUAAAAAAAUCUUAGAUUUAGAUAUUACCUUUCUUUUCAUUUUCUUUGUUCUCUCUGAUUUGGAGUUGAAUCAAAAUGUAAUCACUCAAAAUUAUGAAUAUGAUGUGAUUAGUUGUUUUGGCUAAUCACAUGCUUAUGCUUUUAAUUAUUA